AUGCCGCCUCUAGAAUCCUCGCCGCCGCCGCCUCCAAUUCUCGCCAUUACGGCUACUUUCUUGCAUCUACUUUUCCAACAUCUGCCCCGAUCUGUCCGAGAGCCUCUCUACAAGGCUCAUCACCAUAUCUCGCGCGCCUGCACUGCCGUCGCUUCCUCUGCCAUCGUCGUCCGUCUGCACUCGUGGAUCCCUACCAAGAUGCACCGCCCGCUGGGCUUCUCGGCCGCCGUUGUUGCCCUGUUCUUGAUGUUUGGCCUACCCAUCAUCCUCGCCCAAAGCGAACCCUUUCACUGCUACGCAUACCCACCUACCGGCAAACCCGCGAGCCCAUUCAUCACGAUGCAGCCGCACUGCUGCAAGGGUACUAUUGACAACAAAUUGAGAGUUGGAACACAUUGCGAGUUGGCAAAUGGUGGAAAGUACAAGACCAAGUUUGGGCAGGACUUAGGAACGUGUGCGACGGGCUGGACUGACGCUUGUUGCAUGCGAUUGCAUUACCCGCCAGAAAUUGUCCGCCCCGAAAUGUCGUACUGCGAUGCGGCAUACCUUGUCAAGGCCGAGUCGCGCAACAUUAUUGAUGCUCGAAACUGGAACCCCAAGAACUACGGAAUCUGA
Molecule: messenger RNA, 615 nt
Organism: Colletotrichum truncatum
Lineage: Eukaryota; Fungi; Ascomycota; Sordariomycetes; Glomerellales; Glomerellaceae
Source: RefSeq, a predicted model, not a curated record